GCUCUCAAACUGCAGCAGAGGUGUAUUCCGAACAUUUCACGUGAUCUCGUCUGUUGCUGGUCACAAGUUAAUUUUUAGUCGGUUUUCGUUAAAAUGGGUGUGCAUAAUUCGAUUUUGGUUUUAUUAGCAGUUUAUUUAAUAUCAUUAGUAAACGUCAGUUCUGCAGAAUGUGUCCCAGUUUUUAUGUGGGGUAAUGUCCAGUACAACGAAUUGGUCUCACCCUUAAAAAAACUGAACCAGGAAAGUUUCAACGACGUCCUACAAAAUCAAAUCGAUAAGAAAAGCCUAAUCGUUGUCUUUGUAGAACAAACGCUCAGCUCUGAAGAUUUUAUUUCCGAAGACGAGAACGGCAAGAGCAUUUUUGCUACGUUGGAUCUUUUAAAAGAAUCCACUACCGUUAAUUAUUUUCAGUGCGUUAAAAACCCAGUUACGUCUAUUACUAGUUUGAAAGAAAGAAACGUUGUUCAGUCUUCCUUUGAAGAUGUUAUGAAUGAACCGCUAAAAAUUCAGCACGGAGAUGUCUUGCUAAUUGCUAUGAAUGACGCUAACGAUGACGAGGAUAGAAUAGACAUGCUACAUAGACACGAUCGCAACAUGGCCACCAUUUAUGCACGUUUGGUUAAAGAUCACAAAGAUAUUGUUAUGAUAUAUACAGCAUAUGGUCCGUCCUGGAUAAUAUCCGAAGAUGUUCGCAGUCAUCGGCAUAUUCGUGAUGUUAGCAAACCGAAUGAUACUGAACCAGAACCAAGUUACCUAGUAAUUAAAAACAACGAUAUCCUUAUUAGUUCAAUGUCGAAUCCUUUGCUCGUGUGUAACGGAACAACCGUCAGCUUAGAUACUUUCACUGAGAUUACUACGGAAAAUAAAUCGGAGGAAGGAAUGAAUAUUACUUUAAAGUCGCCAACUGUUACGCAUAUCACACUAACAUUUGAAUUUCUUUUUGCGGGCGGUUAUUGGAUCAUGGAUAACAUUACUGUACUUAACACAUCCGCACCGGAGCAAGACAACAAGUAUUAUUUCCGUGUUAAGGAGUUCUAUGCUCCGGAAUUAUUUUCGUAUCAUUGCUCCAAUAUGUUAUUCUAUUUUCCAAGGAAUCCGAAUCAAAAUUUAUCAUUCAAGGAGUUACAAAUACAACCCUUCCUUAAUGAAACCAAGGUGAAAUUUGGAUACCCGUACGAUUGUGUAGGAUUUAUGUCUGCUCCAAUAUGGUCUGGUUUGUUUGUUACGUUUAUUCUCGUUUUAAUAAUGACUUGUGGCCUAACAAUGAUGAUGGACAUUAAAACAAUGGAUCGUUUCGAUGAUCCAAAGGGUAAAACUAUAACUGUUACCGCGACAGAAUAAACACAACGUAACUACUUAAUCCGGUCACACUGUUGCCAUUUUUAAUACUAAAAUAAUACUGUCUAUAUAUUUCUCAGGAAAUGAUAACCUCUUGUGCCUUUUGCACAAGUAUAUUCGUUGAAAGUUUGAAUUUUUCACUGUUUUAAUAUUUCAAAUGUAAGUUUGUGACGCGGAUAUUUAAAUCCUGCCUUCCAAAUACCACAGUCGCGCACUGUAGUAACAUAAAAGGAACUUAUAUCAAAUGCCUGUUUCAUAUAAGUUUUCUUGUAGACUGUGCAGUUGUUAGUUGAUAUUGUGAUAUUUAUAGCUCAUUGUCUUAACUUCAUCUGCUGGUCUUUGAAAAUACAAUUAGUGGCAAAUUGUCGAUCGCAUUCCCAGGUUUUAUAAGUGUACGACAAUAGUAUUUUUAAAAUUUAGAAUUUGUAUAAACUUUUUGUAGAAAUAUAAAUACUCUGCCUAAUAAACACACCAGAGACAAGCAGUUUGUAGUUAUUUAUUUUAUAUUCCUUAUUGGGGUAUAUAUUUCUUGUUAUAUUUGUUCUAGAAAUUUAUAUAUAUGCAUAUACAUAAUAGUUUUGUAUAUAUUAAGUUGACAUAUUCACGUAAUGUAUAAAAGUGCACUUAGGCUGUAAGUAUUCAAAUGAGGAAAUUCUGUAUUAUGUACAUAUUAUGUUGUAAAAUGUUAGCUGUAGCUUAAGUAUAGCAGUGCAGAAUGGUGAAUAUACAGGGUAAGUCUUAAGUGUGAUUGCUUUCUUUGUGUGUUCCGUGAACACGCACAAGGAUUGGGAAAUGGAUAAUUGACUUAUCCUUUAGUAAGAAAUUCGCAUUGGGGCAUCUUAUAUAUACAGAACAUUAACCUAAAUUUUUUCUAUGUUAAGGUGUAAAUGUAUGCGGCAAAAUAACUUUAGAAUUAUCCUGUGUAUAUCGUCCUUUUGUCGUUUCAGUUAUUAAAUACAAUAAUUUGUUUUGGUGUUGGCAGUAGUAACAUUAGAAGGUUGUAACUACAUACAGGUAUAUAAACAUGUUAAUCAAACUCAUUUUUGGGACUUAAAUUAGACUUUUAGAAUCGUUGCUAUAGUUAACAAAUAUCAAUGUCGCAAAAUUUAUAUACCUGUGGUUGUACACACAUACUUUGUAUGGUGUCAAUGUUAUGCAAAUGUAUUGUAGAUAGACUGUAUUAAAUUUACUUUGUAAAUAAAAACAGUGCUGUUAUUCCUACUUAGAGCAAGAACACGCACAACAGCUAUGUGCAGCUGAUGUGUGAUAGGCAGUCAACUAUGAAUGUGUGUACUUGUCCUGCUCUCAACAUGCAGCACUACAAGAUUACUUAUUAAAUACACAAUAAUAAAGUUCUA
Messenger RNA from Photinus pyralis (common eastern firefly), 2696 nucleotides. It is a transcript of the gene VhaAC45, whose product is annotated as V-type proton ATPase subunit S1. The coding region runs from base 94 to 1341 and encodes 415 amino acids. NCBI's taxonomy places the organism in Eukaryota, Metazoa, Arthropoda, Insecta, Coleoptera, Lampyridae. Gene Ontology annotation, cellular component: proton-transporting V-type ATPase complex. The transcript has 8 exons. The record is from RefSeq and is a predicted model, not a curated record.